CUCUUUUUUCUGAAUUGCAAAUCAACUUCAAAUGCAAAUGCAAACCAAAUCAUACAAAACAAACAGCGAAUGAAUUGACAAUGACAAAAAGUAUUAAACGACUUCACACUUUGAGUAGUAAUAAUGGGAUUCUCUAUACUUUAGUGAUAUUAGCUUGUAUCUCAGGAGCUCUCACCUCCGCACCAGGGCCGCCAUCAUGCGGUUUAUAUGGAGCACCACCUUGCCAAUUUUUACCAGCUCCUCCUGGACAGACGCCAAGCUGUGCCCGGCCAGGAAAAACCUAUUGCGAACAUGCCGACAACUAUCCUACAUAUCUCAUCAAGAGUCUCGUACGUAAAUGGGGCUAUGAGGCUACUACAUUGCUGGUAGAUGAGACCUGGGAAGAUUUCUCAGCUGUGGCGUGGUAUGAUACUCCAGUUUUUUAUGAUCCCAAGUCUAUAUUUCCUCCACGAGACUUUACCAGUCCGGACUUUAACGGAUACAAUUAUCAGACACCAUUUGGAGGAACGCCUCAGAGAGUUGGAGUAGGAGAAGGCGGCAUAGGCGGCGGCGGAGUUUCAAAUCCUCUAUUUCUAAGUAAUCCCACCACUGAAGCACCCACUUAUCUAUUCUAUACCUCUGCUGGUGCGGGUCAACGUGGUAAUCAUCGUAAUCCUGCUGGUGGUGCACAUUCCGGUUCCGGUCAGUUAUUUUACAGUAAUGCCCCAAAUGGCAAAUCAACUCCCUAUAAUGCAACACUUUGGUUAAAGCGUCUAGUGCGAGAUCUAGGCCAAAAACAGAGGAUGAUAGAGAAGCUUGAAGCGGAAGAGCAAAACAAAGAAGUAGAGCGGAAGAAGUAUAUGCAGGGAGCACAACAGGAAGAGCGCAGCAAACGUGAUGUCUCGCUUAAUAUGGAUCUCUUAGAUAUCGUAGGCGUAGAAGCCGAUCAUCAAAGCAAUCAAAAUUUGAAAAAAAAACGUACCAAGCGCCAAAGUCCUGGACGGUCGACGCUCUGUACCACCACAUCGCAGUUCAUAACGCCACAAGCGGCGCUCAAUAGUCGCGGCAAUUGGAUGUUUGUAGUGAAUGAGCAGAAUACGGCUCGUCAAAUGGUCAAGGCGGAAUUAUGCGCCUCGAACACCUGCUCGAACCUUUGCGAACUGCCAAAUGGCUACAACUCGAGAUGUGAGCAGAAAUUCGUACAAAAACGUUUAAUUGCACUCCAGGGCAACGGACAAAAUCUGUAUGCGGAUACGUUUUGGUUUCCCAGUUGUUGUGUCUGCACGAUAGCCGCCAAUUAAAAACGAGGGAAGAACAGGAACUGAAGCUGGAAACGAGAAUGAGACCGGUACCAGGAUAAAGAUGGAGACCCAGGCCCAAACGGCCCAGUACUGGGACCGUAACUGGGGCCAUUCGUCCUGUCAUCAUUAUAAUUAUAAAUGUUGAAAUUUGAAAUGAUAAAGGAUUUUCUGCAAUUGAUAACUAAAUUUGCAAAACACGCACACUCACACAGACACACAUGCACACUCUCAUAAAUACUGUACUCUAGCUUUACAAUUAACUUAAAAUCGAAAAGCAAAAUUGACAAAUUAAAUAUGUAAAAUUAAAAUACACAGAAAUGAAUACGAUAACGGGUACGGGCAUUUUUGAGGGCUGCUCAUAGCAUCAAUAAAACUAC
Molecule: messenger RNA, 1657 nt
Organism: Drosophila willistoni
Lineage: Eukaryota; Metazoa; Arthropoda; Insecta; Diptera; Drosophilidae
Gene: spz5
Product: protein spaetzle 5
Exons: 5
Coding region: 81-1280 (399 amino acids)
Biological process (GO): innate immune response; central nervous system formation; regulation of Toll signaling pathway
Cellular component (GO): extracellular region
Molecular function (GO): growth factor activity; Toll binding
Source: RefSeq, a predicted model, not a curated record